AUGGACGCCGCCAGUGAAAGCGGGGGAGGCCUGAGCAAGCUGCUACCCAAAGCUAUCGCAGCCAAGCGACGCCGCAGAAAGCAAGAAGCCCGGGAAGACGACGCCGCAGCAGCGACGGCCGCAAUGCUAUUGGGGGUCAAGGGGGAAGAUGUCACGGCUCCAGCUGACACGCCCGCGCCACUCAGAGACGACAGCGCCAGUUAUAUGUCUGCGAGGCGCGACAGCGGCUCCUAUGUCCACGACACGGACAGCUUCUCCAACAAGGACAGCUCGACUGGGUUUCCCGACUACGACUACGACCACUACCGCGAGCACGGCCACGAAGCCGGCGACGAAGUCAGCACCGAAGCCACCAGCAUGGUGACUCUCGACGAUUCCGACGCGGAACAGUAA
This is a messenger RNA of Colletotrichum spaethianum, 393 nucleotides long. RefSeq lists its product as uncharacterized. NCBI's taxonomy places the organism in Eukaryota, Fungi, Ascomycota, Sordariomycetes, Glomerellales, Glomerellaceae. The coding region runs from base 1 to 393 and encodes 130 amino acids. The transcript has a single exon. The record is from RefSeq and is a predicted model, not a curated record.